CCUGGAGCGAAUUAUUAAUGCGACUGACGUGUGCGGCAGAAAUUACCUGCACGGAAGUUGAUCCGAGAAAAGCAGCUUCAAAAUGUUAUCCCGUGCUCCUGUGGAUGCUGAACCUCAUGUUAACCAGAUUCCAUUUGGAGAGCACCUUCCAGUCAAUCCGCAUUCAUCCAUCUUCACAGCACUCUGAAAGGUUUUAUGUUCCCCAUGGGACGAUCACUUCUCUGAAAAUAAAAAAUUGAACCGUCAUCGAAAAAUGGUGGCUUUUUUUUUUUUCAGGGAAAUACAUUUACGAUGUUACGGGACGCCAGGUAAUGUUAAAUGAAGCAAAGCAUGCAUCGGUUGUAACUGAACUUUGGAACUGAUCCCAUGGCCUAGAUGACAACAAAAUUAGUUGUCGGUUACCUUGCCAUCAAUCUAAUAUAUUAACCUCGUGAAUCUAGUUAAAACGCCUGUUGGCCAGCAACAAUUACUCAAAAACCUAAAAAAUUCAAAUAAGAUUCAAAACCUACGUAGCAAUUAGAUAACAGAAAAUAGGUGCUUAACUGACUAUUUUGUGACACAAUAACGUGGUAUUCCACUUAGUACAAGAAUAGAACAUUUUAAGAAAUAAAAUGGCAAUGAACUCCCUAAUGAAAACAUCUCUCAGAAAUCUUACGCAGAAAAAGAUUUCGUAUUCUUAAAAUAGCUGCGAAAAACGAAAAUAAACCAAGAGGUCAUUCUCGCGUGUUUCUUCUUCAACUAAGAACGAAAAUAGACCAACUACCUGGAAGUACGCGAAUAAAUAUAGGACGAGGUCGAAACGAAUGCCAUACACUUAUCGCCAAUGGAACUGUUGCUGGUAGAAUCGAUCCGGUAUAGAACUUAGAUCGCCAUGGGAAAAACGACCUACCAAGAAACAUAGUUAAAUUUAGUUUCAACGCCAGUAUAAAUAGAAUACUAUGCAGUCGUAAAGACGAUGCGUAUUCAGGAGGAAUGCCUUCCCAACGGAAUCCACCGUCCCCAAAGUAUUCCUCAAAUCAGGCCCUUUAACAUAUGGCAUUAGAAGGGCGUUUUAGUCCUUUACAUAAAUCUACCAUUCCCAAAUCGUCUACGUUGUACUGAAUUGUUAUGUAAGGCAGCCGCUAAGGAUGAAUAGCAAAACAGACCUUGGGCAAAGUCAAAUACUUGGAAGAAGGAUGAAAUCAUCCUUUAUCUUUCCCACAAUAAAAAGAAUACCCUUCAUGGCAUGCACAUUCAAACGUGGUAGUCUUCAUUCAGAGUCUCUCAUGCACAGUCGUGUCUUACCUGUUUAUUCGACUUGAAUACUAGAAUACGCGCAGCUUACAGCACAUCACUGAACUUCCAAGUGUUUGGUUACCUGUAUAAACAACAAAUAAAAGUACACAAAAUAACAAUCAUGACUCCAGACGUGUUUAGCCUCUUCAGUCAAGCUGUCAACAAAGGGUCAGUAGCAGAGUUAAUCGACAUACGUGACAAAUACACCUGGAAAUCAAUAACAAUCGAGUUUAUCGCCAAAUGUUAUUGCAACAAAGAAAAAGAGACUUCUCUGCAAGUCGCCGUCAAGAACAAUCACUACGAUGUCGUCGAGUUUUUGAUUCAUCAAAUGAAAUUUCACAUUCUGUUAGAACUGUACCCACAAGGAAAACACAACAAACCAAACAGAUGUCCUUUUUCGUGGGAGAAAUUGGAUUAUUCUCAAGUUCUGCCCUCCUUCGUCUUACCCGCAGGCACAUUCGCAGCUAUAUCAGACAUUUGCAAACACGUCCCAUUAAUCAAACUCAUUGAAUACCUAAUUGAUGUAGUCAACGACGAGGCAUAUUGGUUGGACUUCGUUCUCAAUUCGUUUACGGCCAGCUCGCUUCCCAGGCAUGAGAAGAUCAUCGCUCUCGAAUUAAUGGGUGCUGCCUUCAUCUUCAAACAAAUUCUUCACACUCGACGAAAGUCAUUGUGCAAGCAAGCGCCAUGCCAUAACGGACCAUGGCGUGGAUUGCUCUGCUGGAAACAAGCAAUGGCAUUACGUUACUCUACAGCUGGUGGAGCAGAACCCAUUCCCAAAAUUCCUUAUGUUUUCUCUGAAAUUGUUAGCAGCAUCUUUGAGGAAGCUACUGAAUUUGUGACACCAGAGGAACUGGAAGAGCUGGAAGAGCAAUCGUCGAUGCACAGGUCGAUCGGGGGUUGGGACCUUCUCUGUGGACCACUGGUAGUUCAAGCUCUGCUAGUUAGUAAACGAAUAUUAAGUCAAAACAAAACCAGCCAGACUGGCCCCAACUCUUUCCACCUUGAAAACUUACUGCAUUAUGGAAUCUACUGUAAAUUUCACCAACACUACAUUUGUGCCACGAAUAUUUGUCUGCUCAUCUUGGAACAUUCCAAAGAAUUCAACCAAAACUCUUCACCCAAAUGUGUCAAAAUAUUUGCAGAAACAUUUGAUUUAAUGUUAGUCUGUUUGAAACGACGACAGCCAACCAACGGCACUUUAAAACAAGAAUUAUCGUCUGCUAAUCUAUUGGCAAUCGCUAAAUUCGGAUUAGAAAUUUUCGCCAACAUGUUACCUGUUCCACCAGUGACUCUUCCCGACAGGCAGCUCUUUGAUAUCCUCGAAAAAACUUACUUCUUCAUUUCAAAUUGGCUUCCAAGAUUAAAAAAAGACGAAAUUCGCCAGUUAACCGAAUACCUGUCACGUUACAUCCAUUUCUACAAUCAAAAUAACGGCGUCACUAGUCUCCUACACGUGGCGAUCGCCAUGGUUGAUUACCACGGAGGAUUGUCACUUUAUUCUACAAGUCACGCUGUAUCCAUUAUUCAACUGUUGUUGGAAGCUGGAGCCAAUCCCAACGCAGUCGACAAGAACGGCAAAACUCCACUUCAUUUUUUGGCAGAAAAGUAUUCGCGAGACGAAACAUCAGAGUCUUACUUCAUCAUUUUUCAAGCCCUGCUGGAUGCUGGUGGUUACCUGGACCAAGCUGCACCUAAUGGGAAAACAGUUCUUUGUAUACUCAAAGAUCAGAGAAUCAGACAUCCUACCUUAGGCUAUGCCUCUGAUCCUUUCCUUGAUUCACUGAUUGACCCCCAACUUCUCCCUUCUUUCCACAAACACACAUCUACAUCGAGAUCUAUAUAAAUUUAAUUUGUACGUUGUAAUCUUGUUUUAAAUGAAAUAUAUAUAAUAUAUGUACAAUAA
Messenger RNA from Daphnia magna, 3181 nucleotides. RefSeq names its product protein fem-1 homolog A-A-like. The coding region runs from base 1397 to 3121 and encodes 574 amino acids. Gene Ontology annotation, molecular function: protein binding. Gene Ontology annotation, cellular component: cytoplasm. The record is from RefSeq and is a predicted model, not a curated record. The transcript has 3 exons. NCBI's taxonomy places the organism in Eukaryota, Metazoa, Arthropoda, Branchiopoda, Diplostraca, Daphniidae.